GCGAGACGAGGCGGGGAGGCGCGGCGGCGCGGCUCUAACAGGUGGGAUCCCGAGGCGAGGGGGCGGAGGAGGCGGGCGGCGAGCACAGCGACGGCCGGAGGAGGCUCCAGCCCAACCGCCGGACCGUCCCCCCAGCGCCGCAGCCCGGCCAGCCUCGCCUGGUCCCGCCGGGCCGGGAGCAGCAGCAGCAGCCGAGGAGGAGAAGCUGCCCCCCGCGCCAGCCGGACUCCUCCUCCGCCGCCUCCUCCUCCUCCUCCCCGCCUCCGCCGCGCCAGGCAGGGCGCAGCAGCGCUCGCUCGCCCGGCCGGGACAGGACUCCCUCGGCUCGCCCGCCAUGCCCAAGCCGCCUCCGCCGCCGCCGGCGCCUCCGCCGCUGCUGCGCUCGGCGGGCGGGAACCGCCCCGGGGACAGCGAGCUGGGCCGGCAGUUCCGGGACUGGUGCCUGCGCACCUACGGCGACUCGGCCAAGACCAAGACGGUGACCCGGAGCAAGUACCAGCGCAUCGCCGAGGUCCUGCAAGGGGGCGGCGGCGGCGGCAACGGCGGCGGCGGCGGCAGCGGCGGGGAGAAAGGCAAGUUCCAGUUCUGGGUGCGCUCCAAGGGCUUCCGCCUGGGCAACGGCCCCCGCGAGCCGCCGGCCGCGAAGAUGGGACCCGGGGUGGUCUACGUGCCGGUCAAGACGGGGACGGGGGCCGAUGGCCUGUCGGAGCCGGAGGGCGUCGCACUCAAGCGCGUGGCGGUGGUGGAGGACUUCUUCGACAUCAUCUACGCCAUGCACGUGGAGAGCUCGGCCGAGCCGGGCAAGGCCCCCAAGCACGCCGGGCAGAAGAAGACCUACCGGGCGAUUGCAGAAACCUACGCCUUCCUCCCCCGAGAAGCCGUGACCAGGUUCCUCAUGAGCUGCACUGAGUGUCAGAAAAGAAUGCAUUUUAACUCCAACGGUGUGGAACCUAAAGAAAACGAACCGCCUUCGUCGCUGGUCUCGGGCAUCAUUGAUUACAACAUGCCCCUCACCUCCACUUACCUGAAGCAGAUGAAGCUCCGAGUCAUGAAUUCCCAGGAACAGGAUGAGACCUCGGUGAGCAGCAGCGAGGAGUUUGACAUGAAUGACUCCACAUGGAUGUCAACUGAUCAGCAGCUCCAGGCCAGCCUCAGCCCCCCUCAAGAAGGAACCAUGCGCAGCCCCCCAAAUAUCCACAGCCAGGAGGAUGACGACUCCUCUUCAGAGAGUUGCAGCGGGAACGGCUCCUCCACGUUGAACCCGUCCACCUCCAGCAGCACUCAGGGCGAUGCCACCUAUGCCGAGGUGAACGGCAAUGGAGCAGGCGCCCCCAUGGACUUCAGCGCCUCGUCGGAGGACCAGCCCAUCAACCUCUGCGACAAGUUGGCCACCGCGCACGUCACCGCCACCUACCAGUCGGACAGCUGCAGCGCCGACGGCCUGCGCAGCCGGACGAAGUAUGGAGCCAAAAGCACAACAGAGUCCCCUCCCUACAGCUCCGGCAGCUACGACUCGGUCAAGACGGAGGUCAGCGGAUGUCCCGAAGACCUGACCGUGGGCAGAGCUCCCACUGCCGACGACGACGACGAUGACCACGACGACCACGAGGACAACGACAAGAUGAACGACUCAGAAGGCAUGGAUCCCGAGCGGCUAAAGGCGUUCAAUAUGUUUGUGCGUCUCUUCGUGGACGAGAACCUGGACCGGAUGGUACCCAUCUCCAAGCAGCCCAAAGAGAAGAUCCAGGCCAUCAUCGAAUCCUGCAGCCGGCAAUUCCCGGAGUUCCAGGAACGAGCGCGCAAACGCAUCCGCACUUACCUCAAAUCCUGCCGCCGCAUGAAGAAGAACGGCAUGGAAAUGACCAGGCCGACCCCUCCUCACCUGACCUCAGCCAUGGCCGAGAACAUCCUGGCAGCUGCUUGUGAAAGUGAGACCCGGAAAGCAGCCAAGCGGAUGCGGCUUGAGAUCUACCAGACGUCGCAGGACGAGCCAGUUUCAGUCGACAAGCAGCAGUCCCGGGAUUCGUCCACCUCCGUCACGCAUUCGUCGUACUCACUGCCAGCCUCCUCCUCCUCCUUCUCCCAGGAUCCCGUCUACAUCAACGGGAGUCUGAAUUACAGCUACCGCAGCUACGGGACGCUGGGAGGCACUUUGCAGCCGACUCCUCCACUCCAGACAGGGAAUCACAGUAACGGCCCUACUGACCUCAGCAUGAAAAGCGGCACGUCCAGCACCACCCCCCCUGCCAACAGCACGAACCGGGGGGUGCCGGCCGCCCAGCUCAGCCCAACCGAGAUCAGCGCCGUGCGGCAGCUGAUCGCCGGCUACCGGGAGUCUGCCGCCUUUCUCCUCCGCUCGGCCGACGAACUGGAAAACCUCAUUUUACACCAGAACUGACUGCUCGCCUGCCUGGGGGCUCCUGCGCCAGAAGAGACCGUUGUCCAUCACCAUCACCCCUCGGCCCAGGCGUUCUCGAUCAAUCUGCUCAGGACUGGCCGAUCCUCUGCCGCCAUCACCGCCCCGGCCAGGGUUGGAGACCCCGAGAGAUUCCUUUUUGUUCUUCUUCGACCUGGAGCCCCGGGGACCCCAGGAGUCUUCUGCCUUUGAAAGCUGACCGAGCCGGUGCCCUUUGCCACCCGGAGCCGGCCUUGCAGUCUGGAAAGAUGGGGACCACGGUGGUUUUGGGGGAGGAGGAGGAGGGGGGCUCGGGCUGGCAGAGAGCUUGAGGCAGAGUCAGGAUUUUCUUGCGGAGCCCGGCUACUUUAGACACCCCUCUUUCUUCCCCCCCCCCGUCCCAUCUUCUUUCUUAGGAAUUGCAUAUUUAUUGAGAAAUGCACCAGUCCGGUCCCUCCAGACCUUUCCCAGUCCCUCCAGCCCCCCGGUUCUAUUCUCCUCCUUCCCCAUAAUUUAUUUUUUUUUCCCUAAAAAAAGAAAAAAAAGAUUCUUGAGUUUGUAAAGAAUUGCCACUUUUUAUGUCUCUAAGUGAGGAAGGGGUUUGGUCCUGCAUCGUCUCACCAGCUGUCCCGCGAAGGGAGCAGCCAGGCGUCGGAAGCCAGCAGGGGAAAAGCCGGCGCUGCUUUGGUUUUUUUCCUUCCUUUGGGCCACUUGAUCCCCGCUUUUGCCCGGGGGGGGGAGGCACACUGGGGCCCGAAGCCAGUCUUGGAAGGACUUUCUGGGCUCAUUUUAGGGCCAAAGCACCCCGGCCUUCCUGCUACUCAUCAUUUCCUCGUCCUUACCACCACCUCCUCCCCACCUCGUCCUCAUCACUUCGUCCUCACCC
This is a messenger RNA of Crotalus tigris (Tiger rattlesnake), 3281 nucleotides long. It is a transcript of the gene NOL4L, whose product is annotated as nucleolar protein 4 like. The transcript has 11 exons. The record is from RefSeq and is a predicted model, not a curated record. Lineage: Eukaryota; Metazoa; Chordata; Lepidosauria; Squamata; Viperidae. Bases 335 to 2398 code for a protein of 687 amino acids.